AUGGAUAACAACAGCAAGAACGAAGAAAAAACCUGUGGUGGCCAUGCCACUCAGCAUCAUACAGGGCCGAUGGUUCGCUCCAUUCCAGAGAAGGCAAGUCCCAUCAAUGCAAAAGACUUUCGUCUCAACCAAAGAUCCCCAAAUGCCGAGAAGGAACACCGACAAGGGAGUUCUUCUACAGGAUCUGCUCACGCCUUUUCCGGUACCGAAAUUGAUGGGAGUUCGUUUGCAUUCAACGGUAAUGCCGCGGGUGAUAUACCAAAACAGGGUGGACCUAGUAUUCACAUAAUGAGAAAUGGCACUGUGAGCAGCAGCAGUGUCCUGUUUAAUGGAGACAUGGACCCGGAAAGCUUCAAAAAGAUGUUUUGCAAAACCCGCUAG
Molecule: messenger RNA, 381 nt
Organism: Penicillium angulare
Lineage: Eukaryota; Fungi; Ascomycota; Eurotiomycetes; Eurotiales; Aspergillaceae
Exons: 3
Coding region: 1-381 (126 amino acids)
Source: RefSeq, a predicted model, not a curated record